This is a messenger RNA of Pygoscelis adeliae (Adelie penguin), 603 nucleotides long. It is a transcript of the gene GINS2, whose product is annotated as GINS complex subunit 2 (Psf2 homolog). Bases 1 to 603 code for a protein of 200 amino acids. Gene Ontology annotation, cellular component: nucleus; GINS complex. The transcript has 5 exons. Lineage: Eukaryota; Metazoa; Chordata; Aves; Sphenisciformes; Spheniscidae. Gene Ontology annotation, biological process: double-strand break repair via break-induced replication; DNA replication. The record is from RefSeq and is a predicted model, not a curated record.
AUGUACCAGACCUACCUGCUGGCCGGGUUCCUGGCCGGUGGAUCAGCUGGAUUCAUCAGAGGGAUUCGAGAGCGGACACGGGCGCGGGAAGCAGACGAGCCGUUCGGCUGGCGGGGCGGGGGAGUUCGGCUGGCGGGACGGAGGAGCCGGAACCUUCUCGCCCGGCACGGCCGGGGCCGGGGGCAGGCAGAUGUGCAGAGCCCAGCCCCGCUCUGCGCGGCGCUGCGGAGAGGCACCGUUGAGAGGUGGGCCCCCGCCCCCAAGAAUUUCUUACCUAAGCGGCAGAGCGCCUCGGCCCGAGCCCGGGGGGGCUGCGUUUCCACGGUGGGCGUCAUUUCUGGCGGUAACUUCCGCGAAACGCUUCGGAAUGGGAAAUGCACCGGAACCGGAGAUCUGGGUCCUUUCAAUCCUGGCUUGCCGGUGGAAGUGCCUGUCUGGCUGGCCAUUAAUCUGAAGCAGAGGCAGAAGUGUCGGCUGAUCCCUCCGGAAUGGAUGGACGUUGAAAAACUGGAGGAAAUCCGGGACCAGGAACGUAAAGAGGACACCUUCACUCCGAUGCCCAGUCCCUAUUAUAUGGAACUCACAAAGCUGCUGUUAAACUAG